This is a messenger RNA of Photinus pyralis (common eastern firefly), 1580 nucleotides long. RefSeq names its product RNA-binding protein cabeza-like. Gene Ontology annotation, biological process: regulation of DNA-templated transcription. Gene Ontology annotation, cellular component: nucleus. Gene Ontology annotation, molecular function: RNA binding; transcription coregulator activity. The transcript has 9 exons. The record is from RefSeq and is a predicted model, not a curated record. Lineage: Eukaryota; Metazoa; Arthropoda; Insecta; Coleoptera; Lampyridae. Bases 170 to 1459 code for a protein of 429 amino acids.
CAAUCACAUAGCCGCUUGAUUUGUUUGUUCGUAGUUCAAGCGCGACAUCAUAUCCGGCUUGCUUUAUUACACGGACACGCCAUUAUUGACCGCGUACUUGGGCAAGUAAGACCGGUGUUACUCGAACUUUAUUAUCAAUAAAUUGUGAGAAACCGCUUGGUUUACUAUAAUGGCAGAUUACAACUCGUACGAGUCUAGCGGAGGAGGUGGCGGUGGCGGUUACGGCAAUUAUUCACAACCACCACCCUCGCUUGGUGGCAAUCAGGGCGGAGGAGGUUAUGGCGGACAGGCGUCAUCCGGCAAUUACGGAAAUCAAGGGGGAUCGUGGACUCAAAACCGCGAUAGCGGCGGCGGUGGUGGCGGCUACGGCUCUUCGCAAGGAGGCGGAGGUGGCUACGGAGGAAAUUCGGGCGGUUACAAUUCCGGAGGCGGAGGUGGUGGUUACGGCGGCUACAGUAGUGGCGGUGGAGGCGGAGGUGGAAACGGCUAUGGAGGGAAUGACAGUUACGGCGGAGGCGGUGGUGGAGGCUAUGGAGGGGGUGGGUAUGGAGGGGGCGGUCGUGGAUCUGGCGGCUUCAGUAGUCGUGGCGGUGGCGAUGAUCGCAAAAGUGGAGGGAUGAGAGGAGGCUUUGGCGGUGGGAACAGAGGUGGUUUUAAUAAAGGAGGCGGCAGUAGUGGAUCGGGCGAGAUGAUCGUGCAACAGGAUACAAUCUUUGUUUCUGGUAUGAAUACCGAUAUAUCUGAAGAGGAAAUUGCUGAACAUUUUGGAUCGAUUGGAGUUAUUAAGUUGGACAAAAGAACGCAGAAGCCCAAGAUUUGGUUAUACAAAGACAAAGCUACAGGCGCGUCAAAAGGCGAAGCGACAGUAACAUACGAUGAUACAAAGGCUGCCGAAUCCGCUAUUUCAUGGUUUGAUGGUAAAGAGUUCAAAGGGUGCAGUAUUAAAGUGCAAUUGGCCACCAAAAGAGAUAACUGGGGCGGCGGCGGAAUCGGUGGAAGACGUGGCGGAGGUGGUGGAUUCGGUGGCGGUGGCCCCAGACGUGGCGGCGGAGGAGGUGGAGGCGAUCGCGAUGGAGGUGGCGGUGGAGGAUUUAGAGACAGAGAGAGUAGGGAGGGCGACUGGCGAUGUCCCAGUGAAGAUUGCGGCAAUACUAACUUCGCGUGGCGCAACCAAUGUAAUCGAUGCAGUGCGCCUAAACCAGAAGGAGGUUCGGGCGGUGGAGGUGGAGGCGGCGAUCGACGUGGCGGUUCGUCAUUUGGAGGACGCGAUAGACGAGGUGGUGGGGGCGGCGGUAGAGGAGGUGGUGGUGGAUUUAGAGGAGACAGAGAUGGUGGUCGACCCAUGGGUGGCGGCGGAGGACGCUCUGGGCCACCAAGGGGCAGAGGUGGUUUUGGAGGUCGAGGUGGCAGGGGUGGAAUGGAUGGUGGUGAAGGUCGGGAUCGUCCUCAGCCAUAUUAGUUUUUGUAAUAUCUUACUUGGUAAUUUUUAGUCCUUAAGGAAAACCUAAUGUAUAAUUUUUUUUAUUUAAGUACGACUAGUAAAAUCUUUAAUAAUAAAUAUCUCUCGAUUUGUUACUGCA